AGUUUCGCUGCAAUUUCUUUGAUGGUUGACAGACUAUUCCGCUUCAAAAUGUUUGUUUAUCGCACUUGUAAUUCUAACAAUCAAUUGAACAUGUUUCUCUCUCAGUUAUUCAUUCUCUUAUUGUGUAUUCAAACAAUCAUCAUAUCUACUGCAACUAACAUUCAUGAAAACGUUGCCAUAUCAUGUGGUGCCUCUGGCAAUUACCCUGCACCAGAUGGACGAUUAUGGAUUGGAGAUUCAACUUUCACUUCCUCAUUUCUACACUUAACUGGAAAAUCUAUUAAUUCAAGAGCACCUCACCAAGCUGCCUUGUCCGAUCCAGUUCCUUAUAACUCUGCUCGAUCGUCUCGCCAUCAGUUUACCUACAAAUUUUCAGUGAAACCGGGACACAAGCUCAUACGCCUGCACUUCAAACCAGCUUUAUACAAUGGUUUCUACAAGUCCAAAGCCAUUUUUACUGUCAAAACUGAUCAGCAUACCCUGCUCAGUGACUUCAUACCUACCCUUGCUGCAGGUAUGAACUAUUUCAAAAAGGAAUUUUGCAUCAAUGUACAAGAAAGUGAAACAUUAAGCAUAACAUUCAUACCAUCUCGAAAAUCAAGCUUUUCAGAAGACACUUAUGCUUUUGUUAAUGCAAUCGAGAUUGUUUCCAUGCCCACUGGUCUGUAUUUCACACCUGAUGGCGAUCAGGGAGUCCCUGUUGUUCGACGAAAUUACAGAUUCUACAUUGACAACAGCACAGCACUGGAGACAAUUCAGCGAAUAAAUGUUGGCGGAAACUCUAUUUCAUCCUUGGAAGAUGCAACCAUGUUCCGGGAAUGGGAAGAUGACACUAAUUACCUGAUUCAAGUAGGAGCCUUUUCGAUCAACAGAGCCAUUGAUAUCAGAUAUGCAUCCUCAGCAACUCACGUUGCACCAAAAGAAGUUUACCUGGCGGCCAGGUCAGUGGGUGCGCACUGCCAUUUGAAUUUCUGUAAUCUCACAUGGAACAUUCCACUUGAUUUGGGAUUCAGAUACCUUGUUAGGCUUCACUUUUGUGAAAUUGAACCUAUGAUCACAUAUGAGGGCCAAAGGAAUUUCACUAUUGUUAUAAACAAUCAGAAUGCUGAAGAUGAUGCUAAUGUGAUCAAAUGGAGUGGGGGGAAUGGAAUUUCUGUAUACAGGGACUAUGUUGCCAUUAUGGAGGGUGAUAGAAGGGAAGGGAAGCGUAACCUUACUAUAGUUUUGCAGCCAAAGUUUCCUUCAAUCAGUAAACAUGCUAAUGCCAUCUUAAAUGGGAUAGAAGUCUUCAAGAUAAGCAAUCCUGACAACAAUCUUGGUAGUGUGAGCCCUGUGCAUCCUGCUACUAGUUCAACACCAGAAAAAUCAGAGGAAUCUGUGCUGUUCUAUACAAAGAAUCAAAUUGCAACUGUACUGACAUUUAUGGUCACUUUGGUCAAUGUUGCUGUUUAUUACAUUAGGUGUAUUUCAGAGAUGAACUCUGGAAAGACGAACAAUAGAAUAUCUUCAGGAGAGCAUCAGUGUCGUCAAUUCUCAUUGGAUGAGAUGGAAAGAUCAACGAACAAUUUUGAUCCUCAGCUUGUCAUUGGUAGCGGUGGAUAUGGCCCAGUAUAUAAAGGAGAUAUUGAUGGUGGAAAAACCACUGUAGCAGUUAAGCGAUUGAAACGAGGAUCUAGCCAGGGGGAGAAAGAGUUUUGGAUGGAAAUCAAUAUGUUAUCUACGCACCGCCAUGAGAACCUUCUCUCCCUAAUUGGUUACUGCACUGAAGGUCAUGAGAUGUUAUUAGUUUAUGAUUAUAUGCCUCGGGGAUCACUUGCUGACAACCUCUACAAAAUGGACAGAAAUAGCUCAUCUCUCUCUUGGGAACGGAGACUCAAGAUUGCUAUAGGUGCUGCACGUGGACUGGAUUUCCUUCAUACAUCUCAAAAUAGGGUGAUACAUCGUGAUAUCAAAAGCUCAAACAUUCUGCUGGAUGAAAACUGGGAAAGUAAGAUUUCAGAUUUUGGGUUGUCCAAAAUGGGGCCUGGAAAUGAAUCAGCUACUCAUGUUAGUACACAAGUCAAAGGCACAAUUGGGUACCUCGAUCCUGAGUACUUCCAGACUAAUAGAUUGACAUGGAAAGCUGAUGUGUAUGCUUUUGGAGUAGUACUAUUUGAAUUGCUCUCAGGAAGACCUGCAGUCGAUAUGGGCCUGCCUGAGGAGCAGCAUGGACUUGUAGCAUGGGCCAAGCAAUGCAUCAGGGAAGGAGAAGUUAAUAAGCUUAUUGACCUGAAUCUGGCAGGGCCUAUCUCAGCAACUUGUUUGAAGGUGUUCGUAGGAAUUGCAGAAAAAUGCUUGGAUGAUAAUCCAUGUGAACGGCCUCCAAUGUCUAAAGUGGUGAAAAGUCUGGAAUUAGCAUUAGUAUUUCAGCAGAGUGCAGGUGAAGGCAUCAUUUCAUUUGAUGACACAUCAACAUCUCUGUCAAAGGCUGAAGCAGAAAGGGCAUCCAUCAAAGAGGGUUGUAAUGGCAUUGAUAUAGCAAAAAGGAGUGUCAUUUCACGGAGAUGGUGGGAUUUUUUUGGUCUUUUUCCAAAAACACCACCAAAGCCAAUAGCUUUACCAACACCGCCACAAGUACUUUACCACUUCCCCCUCAAUGAGAUGCUAAAGGCUACAAAAGAUUUCAAUGAGAGCCUGAAAAUAGGUUUUCUAGGAUCGGACAAUGCAUACGUUGGCUUCAUAAAUGGUCGACGUGUUGCCAUCAGACGUUCACACACUGCAGAGUCAAGACUUCACAUGGUUAGUGAGUUGCAAGCUAAAAGAGAAAUGAGUCCCUUGCCUAGCCACAUCAACAUGGUGUCACUGAUUGGGUUUUGCAGAAAUGUUACAGAGAUGAUCCUUGUGUAUGAUUAUGCAGCUAGAGGGACCCUACAUGAUUAUCUCCGUGACCCUGAUAGGAAUCCUCUCUCAUGGAAGAAGAGGCUUGAGAUCUGCAUUGGUGCUGCAGAGGGUUUGAACUAUCUUCGGUCCAUACUGAAGAUAACAGUUCUCCAUUGCAUUUUCAACUCCUCCUAUAUUUUUUUGGAUGAGAAUUUGGUAGCCAAAGUUUCAGAAGUUAGCUGGUCAAAAACAAAAGGGAUCAAUACAGCGGGGGUAAUUCAUGAAGGGGGAUAUUUGGAUUCAGACUACUUACGAGAUAAAAGUGUGACAGAAAAAUCAUACGCAUACUCAUUUGGCUUGGUGUUAUUUGAGAUGCUAUGUGCCAAUGAAGCAUUGAAACAUUGGCUGAAUCAGGGACAGGUCAGUCUAGCCAAAUGGAUUAAAACAUGUUUUAUGACUGUGACGUCCCAUUCGAUUCACCCAUGCUUGGUUGGAAGAAUAUCACCUGACUGCUUUGAGCUGUUUGUAGAUACUGCAAUUAACUGCCUGCACGAUGAGGGCAACAAACGUCCAUCAAUGAAUGAUAUAAUCACAAGUCUCAAGGAAGCACUCAAGCUGCAAGAGGCAGCUAAUAUUACAUAGGAACUGUUGUUUUAGUACUAAUAAUGUCUUUCAGAUUUUGUGCUGUACCAAUUGAAAAUAAUGCAUGUUUUUCUCAUUUCA
Messenger RNA from Solanum verrucosum, 3582 nucleotides. Its product is annotated as receptor-like protein kinase FERONIA. The record is from RefSeq and is a predicted model, not a curated record. The transcript has a single exon. Gene Ontology annotation, molecular function: ATP binding; transmembrane receptor protein tyrosine kinase activity. NCBI's taxonomy places the organism in Eukaryota, Viridiplantae, Streptophyta, Magnoliopsida, Solanales, Solanaceae. Gene Ontology annotation, biological process: protein autophosphorylation. Gene Ontology annotation, cellular component: plasma membrane; plasmodesma. Bases 22 to 3501 code for a protein of 1159 amino acids.